AGCAAAGGGUAGGGGUAGGUGAGGGUGGUGCGUUUUGACUGCUGAAAAGUUUGCGGAGAGAGGUGCGAGGUGCGACGACGGGAUAAGUCCGUUUCGGCUAAUUCGUCGUAUCGCGAGAACGAAAGCGCGGAGUGCGAACCUCGCACGAUCAGCUGGAUCUUUCGUCGUCGAAUCGUCAAAAUAGUCUGAAAUAGUCGCGCGACGACGUUUUUCCACGGCCGACACGUGGAACGCGGGGAACCAGGAUAGCGCUGUGUUACACUGCGGUGUCGCGACGAUAUCUCAUCCCUAUGGAAAUGCUCUAGCUAAAGAAAAGAUUCUGGAUCCGUCGAUAUACGAUGGAGUUUAUGCCGCUGCUCAAGUCCGUGCUAAGUGCUUGUCAGUGUCACGCUCGAGUUACUGUAUCAUAAAAUGGGUGCAAACAUCUCACAAUUAGAAAGAGAUAUUGGCUCUGAUCAGUUUCCACCCAACGAACAUUAUUUUGGUUUAGUCAAUUUUGGCAACACUUGUUACAGUAACUCAGUAUUGCAAGCUUUAUAUUUUUGUCGUCCGUUUAGAGAAAAAGUUUUAGAAUACAAAGCUAGAAAUAAGCGAACUAAAGAGACACUAUUAACAUGCCUAGCAGACCUGUUUUACAGUAUUGCAACACAAAAGAAAAAAGUAGGUUCUAUAGCACCAAAAAAGUUUAUUGCCAGAUUGAGAAAAGAGAAAGAGGAAUUUGAUAAUUACAUGCAACAAGAUGCGCACGAGUUCUUAAACUUUCUCAUAAAUCAUAUAAAUGAAAUUAUUCUAGCGGAGAGAACUCAGAACAAGCCGGCCGGAGGAAAGUGUGGGGCAGGAGAUGCUGCUGGUUCGCCACCGGAACCUACGUGGGUUCACGAGAUAUUCCAAGGAAUAUUGACCUCGGAAACACGCUGCCUUAACUGUGAGACUGUUUCUAGCAAAGACGAGGACUUCUUUGAUCUACAAGUUGAUGUAGAUCAAAACACUUCGAUCACGCACUGCCUCCGAUGUUUCUCCAAUACAGAGACCCUAUGUAGCGACAACAAAUUCAAAUGUGAUCACUGCAGUAGUUAUCAGGAAGCUCAGAAACGAAUGAGAGUCAAGAAACUACCUAUGAUCCUAGCAUUGCAUCUAAAGAGAUUUAAAUAUGUGGAACAGUAUAAUCGUCACAUAAAAGUAUCUCACAGGGUAGUUUUUCCAUUGGAACUCAGACUUUUCAAUACUAGUGAUGAUGCUGUAAACCCAGAUCGUUUGUAUGAUUUGGUGGCAGUUGUGAUACAUUGUGGAAGUGGGCCUAACCGAGGGCAUUACAUUUCUAUAGUUAAAAGCCAUGGAUUCUGGUUGCUCUUUGAUGAUGAUAUGGUCGAUAAAAUUGAUGCAUCAACUAUAGAAGAUUUUUAUGGACUUACAUCAGAUAUUCAAAAGAGCUCUGAAACUGGUUAUAUUCUGUUCUAUCAAUCGCGUGAUUGUAGUUAAAGUUUAAUAUAAAUAGCAAUUGUGAAGUUAAGCAUACUCCUGCUAAUUUUCGUAUUGUAACAAAGUGCGCGGUGAAUAUGAAUGUUCUAAUGGUAUGUUAGAUUAUUUAUGAGAAUGAUAUAUGAUUGUUUGAUUAUGGUUUGGCUCCUAGAAUAUAAAUAAGGAGAGACGCGACAUAGAAUUUCAUAAUCUAUCUAAAUUUUAUAGAAAAUUUUUGGUUUGUAUAAACUAUAUUGAUUAUUUCAGAAAAAUUGGGAGCAGUUUAUGUGUAAUACUUUAUAUAUUUAUUUAUAAUGUAUGUCCGAAAGCUAGUCCAUCUUUGGAAGAGAAUGAAUAAUUUACAUUAUUACAAUAACUUAUGUGUCCAGAUAUAGGGAGAAACGUUGGAAGCACUAUCAGAUUCUAUACAAAUGUAAAGAAAAUAUGACUGAGAAUAAAAAUAUUGUUAUCA
Formica exsecta is the source of this 1930-nucleotide messenger RNA. RefSeq names its product ubiquitin carboxyl-terminal hydrolase 46 (gene Usp12-46). Gene Ontology annotation, biological process: protein deubiquitination. Lineage: Eukaryota; Metazoa; Arthropoda; Insecta; Hymenoptera; Formicidae. The record is from RefSeq and is a predicted model, not a curated record. Gene Ontology annotation, molecular function: cysteine-type endopeptidase activity; cysteine-type deubiquitinase activity. Gene Ontology annotation, cellular component: cytosol; nucleus. The transcript is spliced from 8 exons. The coding region runs from base 412 to 1479 and encodes 355 amino acids.